Molecule: messenger RNA, 676 nt
Organism: Drosophila busckii
Lineage: Eukaryota; Metazoa; Arthropoda; Insecta; Diptera; Drosophilidae
Gene: mRpS10
Product: 28S ribosomal protein S10, mitochondrial
Exons: 3
Coding region: 39-512 (157 amino acids)
Cellular component (GO): mitochondrion; mitochondrial small ribosomal subunit
Source: RefSeq, a predicted model, not a curated record
UGUACUUGCAUAACCCAGUUUUGUGGUUCAAUAACAAAAUGCUGCAGUUGUGGAAAAACAUACGCACAGUGCAGCCUGUCCGCUUUUGCUCAGCGCUUAGUAGCAGCGGAGCAACUCCAACAGCGGCACCUGAGCCUGACAAACUUUACAGCAAAUUGGAAGUGGAACUGCGAGGUGUAGACCCUUCGGUACUGAAAAGCUAUACCUGGUUUGCAACAACCGCCGCCGAACACUUGGGCAUCGAGUUGGGGAAGUGUUGGUCUCCACGCAAGGCACACCAUGAGCGUAUGACGCUAUUGAAAUCGGUGCACAUUUAUAAAAAACAUCGCGUACAAUAUGAAGUUCGUACACAUUUUCGCUACAUGAACUUUCACAAAUUAACUGGCUCUACGUUGGAUACAUUUCUGGAGUACAUUGAACGCAAUCUGCCUGAGGGCGUCGCGUUGCAGGCAUCCAAGACGGAGCUCCAACAAAUACCAGAACAUCUGCGGCAGCCACCCGAGCAUGUCUAAAGCCUUAAGUUAACUCGAUAAGCCAACUAGCUGUAAGUUGUUGCAUAUGAUUUAUGCCAGUUUUUGUAUUUUUACAGUACAUUAAACUCCUUCAAAGCGCUAGAUUAUGUGUAAAUUGCCAGCAGCAAAUAUAAGUCUAAUCUAAAGUGUUAGCCUAUUGAUAA